This is a messenger RNA of Benincasa hispida (wax gourd), 698 nucleotides long. The record is from RefSeq and is a predicted model, not a curated record. NCBI's taxonomy places the organism in Eukaryota, Viridiplantae, Streptophyta, Magnoliopsida, Cucurbitales, Cucurbitaceae.
UUCAUAAAUGUAUUCAAUGUUAUCGAAAUUCCCAGGCAGCGAAAACCAUCAAAACCACUGAUUUAAUUUCAUCCGAGAAGUGCAUGUACUCGAAAUUUUAGUUCUUCGCUACUCAUUUAUGAUUGGAAUCAAAUGCUAAUCAAUAUUUUGCUUAGAACUCAACUAUAUUUGCUGUUGAGGACUAAAUUGUUGCUUAUAACUCAUGUUUAGGUUCGUUUUGGUUGAAGCUGACUUCGCCAAAUAAACCAAGAAUGGGGUUUGAGCCGUUUGUUUGGUAUUGUCGUCCAAUUGUUGGUGGUGUUUGGACAAAUGCAGUGGAAAAUGCUUUUGGCGCUUACACACCAUGUGUCAUUGACUCACUGGUGGUUGCUAUUUCUCACCUGCUUGUUCUAGGUCUAUGUAUCUACAGAAUAUGGCUGAUGAAAAAGAAUUUUACAGUACAGAGGUUUUGUUUGAAGUCAAAGAUAUACAAUUAUGUGCUGUGUUUGUUGGCUGCUUACUGUGCGUUUGUGCCUUUAUACAAAUUGAUCAUGGGAAUUUCAGUCUUGAAUUUAGAUGGGCAGACCGCACUUGCUUCAUUCGAGGUUGUUGCCCUUAUAAUUCAGGCCCUUACUUGGUCCUCAAUGGUUGUAAUGCUUCUUGUAGAAGCCAAAGUUUAUGUUUUUGAAUUUCGAUGNAAAUCUCAAUGUUCCAUCUAA